CGGCAAUCGAGAAGCGAUGACACAGCCUCGCGCGACGGCUUCUAUGCCUGUGAGGGGACAAGAACGAUGGACAACGAUAUCAUGGGACCUCGUUACAUACGUACAUUACCAACGUCAUCAGGGAAAGUUUCUUUUGAAGAACUACCAAGAUGAACACCGCAUCACUAUUGGAGUGGGCGCACUCCAGAUAGCGGAGAGCGGGAUGCUGGGUGCUGCAAUGCGGGCUACGUCAUCCUACAGAAGUGUGA
Mycena citricolor is the source of this 248-nucleotide messenger RNA. The record is from the annotation of a GenBank genome assembly. Lineage: Eukaryota; Fungi; Basidiomycota; Agaricomycetes; Agaricales; Mycenaceae.